Molecule: messenger RNA, 1687 nt
Organism: Telopea speciosissima
Lineage: Eukaryota; Viridiplantae; Streptophyta; Magnoliopsida; Proteales; Proteaceae
Product: elongation factor 1-alpha-like
Exons: 2
Coding region: 25-1368 (447 amino acids)
Biological process (GO): translational elongation; translation
Molecular function (GO): GTP binding; GTPase activity; translation elongation factor activity
Source: RefSeq, a predicted model, not a curated record
UUAAUCCCAAUCUAGAAAUCUACAAUGGGUAAGGAAAAGGUUCACAUCAACAUUGUGGUCAUUGGCCACGUCGACUCUGGAAAGUCGACCACCACCGGUCAUUUGAUCUACAAGCUUGGAGGAAUUGACAAGCGUGUGAUCGAGAGGUUCGAGAAGGAAGCUGCUGAGAUGAACAAGAGGUCAUUCAAGUACGCCUGGGUGCUUGACAAACUGAAGGCCGAGCGUGAACGUGGUAUCACCAUCGACAUUGCCUUGUGGAAGUUCGAAACCACUAAAUACUACUGCACUGUGAUUGAUGCUCCUGGCCAUCGUGACUUCAUCAAGAACAUGAUCACAGGUACCUCACAGGCUGACUGUGCCGUCCUUAUCAUCGAUUCCACCACUGGUGGUUUUGAAGCUGGUAUCUCCAAGGACGGUCAGACCCGUGAGCAUGCCUUGCUUGCUUUCACCCUUGGUGUCAGGCAGAUGAUCUGUUGCUGUAAUAAGAUGGAUGCUACCACGCCGAAAUACUCGAAGGCGAGGUACGAUGAAAUUGUGAAGGAAGUGUCUUCCUACCUGAAGAAGGUUGGUUACAACCCUGACAAAAUCCCCUUCGUUCCCAUCUCUGGAUUUGAGGGAGACAACAUGAUUGAGAGAUCCACCAACCUCGACUGGUACAAGGGUCCGACUCUCCUUGAUGCUCUUGACUUGAUCUCUGAGCCCAAGAGGCCCUCAGACAAGCCCCUCCGUCUCCCACUUCAGGAUGUCUACAAGAUCGGUGGUAUUGGUACUGUGCCCGUCGGUCGUGUGGAGACUGGAGUAAUCAAGCCCGGUAUGGUUGUGACCUUCGGUCCCACUGGACUGACUACUGAAGUCAAGUCUGUUGAGAUGCACCACGAGGCUCUUCUGGAAGCUCUCCCUGGUGACAACGUUGGUUUCAAUGUUAAGAAUGUUGCAGUGAAAGAUCUCAAGCGUGGUUUUGUUGCUUCGGACUCUAAGAACGACCCAGCCAGGGAGGCAGCCAACUUCACCGCACAGGUCAUCAUCAUGAACCACCCAGGCCAGAUUGGAAAUGGAUAUGCCCCUGUUCUUGAUUGCCACACCUCUCACAUUGCUGUCAAGUUUGCUGAGAUCCUCACCAAGAUUGACAGGCGAUCUGGUAAGGAGAUUGAGAAGGAACCCAAGUUCCUGAAGAACGGUGACGCCGGUUUCGUGAAGAUGAUUGCUACCAAGCCUAUGGUCGUGGAAACCUUCUCUGAGUACCCACCACUUGGGCGUUUUGCUGUGAGGGACAUGCGUCAAACCGUUGCUGUUGGUGUGAUCAAGAGCGUGGAGAAGAAGGAUCCCAGUGGUGCAAAGGUCACCAAGUCAGCUGCCAAGAAGAAGUGAACCGUGCGGUCUGAGCUUAGGCUACCUCUGGUGGUUGCCCAAGCUGAAAUUAAUAUUUACAGUUUUAAAGACUUGGUAUUAUUUAGUAAUGUUGUCUUCCGUUGUAUGUUCUGUCAGUCUUUUGGUUACAAUGUCUUGCCUACUCCUUCGAGUACCUAUUCCCAGAAUUGGGUUCUUGACAGGCGGUGGCGGGAGAUUGUUUUUGGGUUUUGAUUGUGUUGAGCUUUUAAAUCUCCCUUUCAGUUUUUUUUCUUUCUGAAUUAUGUGAAACUAUUCCCUAUCAGGAGUUUUAUUAUGUUUUGUUCUCCUGUUCUCUUUA